Tilletiopsis washingtonensis is the source of this 1285-nucleotide messenger RNA. RefSeq lists its product as hypothetical. Lineage: Eukaryota; Fungi; Basidiomycota; Exobasidiomycetes; Entylomatales. Gene Ontology annotation, cellular component: protein kinase CK2 complex; nucleus; cytosol. The coding region runs from base 42 to 1133 and encodes 363 amino acids. The transcript is spliced from 7 exons. Gene Ontology annotation, molecular function: ATP binding; protein serine/threonine kinase activity. The record is from RefSeq and is a predicted model, not a curated record. Gene Ontology annotation, biological process: DNA damage response; regulation of transcription by RNA polymerase III; regulation of transcription by RNA polymerase I.
CCUCAGCUCCGCUCGCAGCGCUCUAGCUUGACGAGCCCGCCAUGGCUGGAGUCGGCGGCCGCAGCGUCGCGCGUGUCUACGCCGGCGCCAACGAGAAGCACGGCCGGCAGUGGUGGGACUAUGACAACCUGGUGGUGCAGUGGGGCACGCAGGACAACUACGAGAUUCUGCGCAAGGUCGGCCGCGGCAAGUACAGCGAGGUGUUCGAGGGCGUCAACGUCGCCGGCACGGCCGUCGGUGCGGGCGCCGGCGCGGGCGCGGCCCCCAAUGCGCCGCCGGCCGCUGCGGCGCCGCGCGGGCCGGACAAGUGCAUCAUCAAGGUGCUGAAGCCCGUCAAGAAGAAGAAGAUCAAGCGCGAGAUUAAGAUUCUGCAGAACCUGGCGGGCGGCCCGAACGUCGUUGGUCUGCUGGACGUGGUCAGAGAUCCGCAGUCGAAGACGCCGUCGAUCAUCACCGAGUACGUGAACAACACGGACUUCAAGAUCCUGUACCCCAAGUUCACCGACUUCGACGUGCGCUUCUACAUGUUUGAGCUGCUGAAGGCGCUUGACUUCUGCCACUCACGAGGCAUCAUGCACCGCGACGUCAAGCCGCACAACGUCAUGAUCGACCACGAGAAGCGCAAGCUGCGCCUCAUCGACUGGGGCUUGGCCGAGUUCUACCACCCGUACACGGAGUACAACGUGCGCGUGGCGAGCCGCUACUUCAAGGGGCCCGAGCUGCUCGUCGACUUCCAGGAAUACGACUACAGCCUCGACAUGUGGAGCCUGGGCUGCAUGUUUGCGAGCAUGAUCUUCCGCAAGGAGCCCUUCUUCCACGGCCACGACAACUACGACCAGCUGGUGAAGAUCUGCAAGGUGCUCGGCACCGACGAGCUGUACACGUACCUGGAGAAGUACGACAUCGAGCUCGACCCGCAGUACGACGACAUCCUCGGCCGAUACCAGCGCAAGCCGUGGUCGCGCUUCAUCACGUCGGAGAACCAGCGCUACGUGUCCAACGAGGCCAUCUCGUUCCUCGACAGCCUGCUGCGCUACGACCACGCCGAGCGGCUCACCGCACAAGAAGCGAUGGCACACGCGUACUUCGAGCCUGUCAAGGCAGCGGCUGCGCGCGGCGAGGUGCCCUCUUGAGGAGCGAGGCUUGCCCAUCCACUCUUUCCUCGCGCUACCUGCCUGCUCUGGCAGCAGCUGUCUUGCCUCCCCCGCGCUGCACGCCGGCCGUCGUUCUCAGCUACACCUGCCCACUCUGUCCCCGUCAAGCUACGUCUCCGCAUGUCACACCC